AUGCUCGUCCUGACCUGGAUUAAGACAUUUGGUCAUUGGAAGGGCGCCCGCCGCCUCGAUAUCACUGUGCCGCUGACAACUUGUCUGCUGCGCGACGGAACUUUCUAUUUUAUAGCUUUGCUGGCGACAAACAUAGCCCAACUGCUGACCUUCGACCCUGCGGACCCCAUGUCCGCGCUCAUCAAGACCUUGCCCUUGAUACUCAUUAAUCGCUUCAUGAUCAACCUACGGGCGGCCAGCCAGGAAACGACGGACUGCUCUGUGUGUAUUGCCGAUCUGCAGCAAGCACAGUCGACAUUGCAGUUCAGAAGGUCGACAAGUCGGUUGGGUAAUAUUGGGGGGACGCUGCGGGAUGCUUGGGACGACGAAUCUUGGAACCAAGAGGAUGACUCCGCAGCAGUGGAAGACGCAGGAUGUCUGGAGACUGGCGCAGAACCGUGA
Messenger RNA from Phanerochaete carnosa HHB-10118-sp, 441 nucleotides. RefSeq lists its product as uncharacterized. The coding region runs from base 1 to 441 and encodes 146 amino acids. The record is from RefSeq and is a predicted model, not a curated record. Lineage: Eukaryota; Fungi; Basidiomycota; Agaricomycetes; Polyporales; Phanerochaetaceae. The transcript is spliced from 5 exons.